Molecule: messenger RNA, 1126 nt
Organism: Drosophila miranda
Lineage: Eukaryota; Metazoa; Arthropoda; Insecta; Diptera; Drosophilidae
Product: guanylate kinase-associated protein mars-like
Exons: 2
Coding region: 306-872 (188 amino acids)
Source: RefSeq, a predicted model, not a curated record
UUAGAAUUUUCACGAGUUUUCAAAGUGAAAAUUUUGAAAAAUAUACCGCUAAAAAUUAUUGUGUAAAAAAAGCACUACCUUUAAAAAAACUGCAUACAAAAUACCAGAUUAAAUUGUUAAACAAAUUCCAAGUCCCCAAUCUAUCAAAAACAGUUUCCUUGCCAGGUAAAAAAGAGUUUAAAUAAAGGGGCUUAAGUGGGCUAAGUUCGUUUUUUCAUCGGUAUGGCACGCUGAAAAGGCGCCAUUCUUAAGAAGCGUCCCUCCAUUUUUUUUAAACUAUUAAAUAAUUACUGCUCGACGUCAUAAUGCAGCGCCACAGGGAAUUAUAUAAACAGCAAUCACUUGCUUUCAGCCCACGCAAUUUCAAUGAGCAGAACCGGGAACUCCAGAAUGCGGCGCGUGCAAAACAGCGCGAGGAUCGUUUUCAAAGCAACCGCAUUAUUAGUGUUAGUCCAACUCCCGUCAAGCGUGCGGCACCUAUACCGCCCUCAGAGGAGGCGCAGCCACGCCUUACCUAUGUCGCUCCUCCUAAUGAGAAUCGAAAACCAGAGCUGCCUCAGCAGCAGAGGAACCCCACCCGGGACCUUUACAUAAAGCGCUUCGUGGAUUGGAAGGCUGCCAGGAAGGAACAAACAAAGAAUGAGCAAAUUUCUAGUCGUGGUCAACAGAUGUUCACAUAUAAAACCGAAACACUUAAACCUGCGACAAACCCCCAGAAAGAGCAGGAGAACGCUCCGGCAUUUGUGCCGCCAAAAAGCCUUUGGCAACCCAAUUGCGUACUCAUGGUCAUCCAUCCAGAUUGCGCGCUCAGCCUGCGGCAACCAUGGCAAAGCUGCAACAUGCAACGUCGCGUCCUCAACCGGUCACUGUGAAGACCCAAACAUCAAACAUGAAACAUCAAACAUCAGCAAGGAAUGUCCAGCCAGCCACAGUGAAGCCUGCACCUUCACGUGCAUUGCCCUUGAAGCCUAAAGCAGGCCCAAAGCCCAAGGCAGCAGAUUUGGUCGUUGGACCUUCUGCAAAUGGGGUUGUUCAUUUGCCAAAUGUGAGGACGCAACCAUUCGAAAAGCCGGCCGUGAGUAAGCCCACCUUAAAAAUACCAGCAGUGAAACCAAAGCCCAUUCAA